Blastomyces gilchristii SLH14081 is the source of this 4813-nucleotide messenger RNA. RefSeq names its product AT DNA binding protein. The coding region runs from base 253 to 3975 and encodes 1240 amino acids. The transcript has a single exon. Lineage: Eukaryota; Fungi; Ascomycota; Eurotiomycetes; Onygenales; Ajellomycetaceae. The record is from RefSeq and is a predicted model, not a curated record.
GCGGCAUGAUAACGGUAUCGACCAACCAACUCGAUGCCAAUGGCAUAUCUUCCCUUACGACUUAAAGUGACCUAUACCUGCACCUGUGAUUUACAAUAUCUUGCCCUGAUGGAGUAGCUGGUCCUCGAUAUCCUGGGCACCCUACCCUACCCAACACCGUACCCGAUACACCCCAAUUGCCUGAGCAACACCCAAUUUCCGGCCUCCACAUCUCCCUAAUGAACCCGUCAAGUUCGCCAGUCAUAAGUCGCGAUGGAUUACAGGAGUGAUACAUCCUCCCCAGAUCCGCUGGGCUAUCCCGGCGACCCAGAAUAUAUCCUAUCCUCGGCAACAAAGCCCUUUCUGCGACGCCAAAGCACCUUUUCACCCCGCAAGUCCCUGUCACCUACCAGACGCCUAUCACCCAGCAAAGCAGACGGGAGGAGCGCGCAGUCCAUUAGGUUCCAAGAUAUCAUCCUUCCGUCCACUCCGUCUGGACGUUUUAGUGGCAAACAUCGGCUGUCCCCAACGAAAACGACGACCCUAAAUUCGGAGAAUAAUACCAGCCCCUGGAGGAUCCGAGUUACGGUCGAGGCAGAGCAGGAUGAGGCGGAUGAAAAUUUUCCAGGUAGUGUGCGAUCGGGUAUGAAAUCGCGAAGAGGAAGGACAACCAAAGUGCCCUUGAAGGAUGAAAAUGACUCACUGGAGCCAAGCCCUAAAAAGCGGCGAACAGGGAAAUCGGACUUGUCGCAACGUGUUCCAACACCCCGAAAAAUAAGGAGCAGGAUUGAAACACCGACGGGAAAUACGGGAACUGCUGAAAAGAGAAAACGAGGAAGGCCCAGGAAAAGUCAGCCUUCUGUAGAAGGAAGCAAUGUGGUGAACAAAGUCACUUUUGCCGAGUCAGUGCGAAAGAAGAUGCGAGAAGAGGAUCCUUUUCUCGACAUUGCUACGGAAGAUUCAGGAACCAAUAAUACUGCUGUAGAUAACAUACUCGCCGAUACUGCUGACCCGAACCCUUUGCCCGACUUUAUCCUUUCAACCAGUGAUCAUAGAUCGUCUCCAACGCCCACGGAGAGAACUAUGUCACAACAACCUGAUUCUCGAUCCAGAGUGGAGGGCUCAGCUCCUGAUAAUCCUGCGAGCUUUAUGUCCUCCCCAUACUCCCCCGGAAAACCUACCGGCCUCACACCUGAAAACACAAUCGAUGCUGGGCAUACUCCUGGUCCCCAGGUGAGAGGAUAUCCUACACCUACUUCAUCUUCUCUAUUAGAAGAAGGGAUUGCCGAAAUCCAAACGGGUGACUCUUCAGGUGCAAAAAACCAACAAAGCGGAUCAGUUCUAGACCCAACAACCCAGCAUCGAGAAUUCGACUCGAUUCUAGAAAGCGAAGGAUUUAGCAUGGUGUCACUUGGCACCUUGCCAUCAGCGAGGCAGCAGUUAAAUCAUUCAUUUCAAGACGCUGUGAAUCAGGGCAUGAUUAACAGCAUGAAGAAGUCGCCGAAGAAGGAAGUGCUAGGCAAGUCGAAAUCUGAAUCUCGACAUGGCGGGUUAUCUGUUUCUAGCAUUCCCAAGAAGGAUGAUGCGUAUAUGCCCUCUUCAGAGCCUCAACAAACAUCACAGUUAUCACAACAGGUGAGAAGAAGUCCGCGACGAAACAAUAAAACUCCAGGAACUAUAUUUCCAUCCUCACAGCAGCCGCGUGCACCCGCGAUUCAGCCCUCGCGGCCUCCGAAAAAGACACGACUCGUCAAGUUAGUCCGAGUAAUAAGAGCAGGUAUUGCACUUCAGGGUGUACUUAAUCGACGUAGGAGGAAUUCGAGGCUCCAAAGUCCCUUCUCAAGCCCGGGUCAGACUCGCGGAGAUGAUCGCGAGGCUGUAAGGCAACGUCUCGAUGCACUCUUUAGAGGUUUUGGAAGCGAGACAGAACGAGAACUACGUGCAGGACUUCGCUUUGGGGAACAGCUUGCGAACCGCCUUCAGGAGUCUGAGAGUAGAAAAAAGCGGGAAGAACCAGGACCAGCAGUUGACUCACCAAUGACACCAGAUGGCUUCGCAGCUAAUGAGCGCAACGACGCGGGGUACGCGGGUAUUGGCAAUGCGGAGAGUAGAAGUGCAUCUUCACAUUCAGUGAAAAAACACUCAAAUAGGGAACUGGACGGGAAGUCACAACUUAUGAGUAGUCUCGGUAACAAAAAUCAGUCACCCCAGCUACGGCUUGGCUCGGAAAUGGCACGACGUGAAGCACAGUGGCAGCGUGAAAGAGAGAUCAUUAGCCGCCAAAUACAGCAGGCAAAUUCGAGCCAGGUUAUUGUUAUUGAUAGCGACGAAGGUAGUCCGGAAAGACGUCCUCUAGGAAAUGAAGAGCCUGAGGAACACCAUGAAGACAACCCUAUGGAAGAGGAAGAUUACGAGGACAUAUGGCAGCAAGAAGCCCGCGAGGUUGAAAGCCAGUCGGAGUCAGCGUCAUUCGUCGAACUUAGUCGAGAGGAAAUUAUUAAACCGCCACGGAGGGUUCUUCCAAGUCCGUGGAAACGCAACGUGGACGUUGCUGACCACAGCCAAGACGAAGAAGCGACUCCCGGUCCGGGCCCGUAUUGGGCAAACCGCACCAAUUUAUAUCCUCUUUUACCCAGAGGGAAAACCGAAACUGCAAAAUUCAGAGAACAGAACGUUGAGAGUUCGUCACUACUGGGUUCUCCGGAAAGCGCCACGAGGAGAUUUUAUCAGCAAAAUAAUGUUUCUCCUGAAAACGCGAGCAGCCAGCCUGAAUAUCCUGAGGAUCAACGGCCAAUGAGAAGUACCACCAUUCCUACCUUCGCGGCUUCCUAUGGCAGAAACGAAUCACCAUACUCUGAUGACCAGGUGUCUGAUGCUGAUGCUAUCCAUCCCCAAUGGGCUCCGUCCCCUGAAAGCGGUAAAAAUGAAACGAGACAGACGAGUCCGGAUAACGGCGACGUUUAUUCUCAGCCAUCAGUGGAGGAUGACCAUCUAUAUCCAGAAUUGCCGUCCAACUCUGUUCAUUCUUCGAGAAACCGCCCAGGUGCUGAGGAGGAAAUUUACUCUGAAACAGAAUCGCCAAACUUAACUCCUCUGGCGCUCCAAUAUUAUCAACAUGAUAAGGAACCUUCUACCAUUCAGUCGCAAUCUCCUACUGAACCUCAGCAGGAGCCUCGUCCGUCAUCUUGGUUCCACAAGUUGACUGACCUUGCUCCGUCGUGGCUCACUACUCCAGCUUCUCGGAAAGUUGAAAGAAAGCAACCAGAAUCAAUCAGCAACCCUGCAUCUCCAUCAUCUCCAAACCGUGAGCCGUCAGUUGAGAGCUCUUCAAUUCAAAUGUCUUCUCCUACUCAAAGAUAUUCGGUUUCGGGAUCACCAGCGCAGCCGCUUCCAAUUGAGAGCUCUCCUAUUCAGCAAUCGCCAGUAGGUGAACCACUUGCUCAAGAUUCUCCUUUGCAAGAACCACCAGCACGUGAAUCUCUAGCUGAGGAGCCUCUAGUCCAUCAGCGCCCUCAUCAACCCAUCAAGAGGACGAUGGUCGACACCGGAACCCAGUUCUCCUCGCCACCAAUAACGAAGCCUAAACGGCAAAUUAGAAGGCAACCCCCUUCGCAACGCAAAGCAUUAGCAAUCUCGGGUUAUUUUACGGAUGACCAUUAUGCCGCAUUGCGCCACUUAUACCACAAGGCAAAGCGCUCUCCAGGUUCCUUCCGCUAUAUCGAAACUCCAGAUCGAAAUGGAAUGCUAGGUCAACGCAUAUAUUCUGCUGAUGGCGUAUACAGCCGUCGCAUUACCGAGAUGCAGAUUGCCAUUGUGGAUAAAUUUCGACGGGCCUUGUCUGUGGACAGUAGGAGGCGUGGUGGGACGGGAAAAGUGGAAUGGAGUGAAACAGAGCUUUUGAGGAGACUGUUCAGCAUAAUCGUAGGUGAGCAGGUGAGGCGGGAGCGGAAAAUGGAUCUUGACCAUCAACUUGAGCUAGCAGGCCGACAUGGAUAAAUUAGUAAAUAGUGAAGUCCGCGCGAAGGAGUUGUCUGUCAUAGCUGAUGCUUUUUGGGAUAUUCCGUUGUCUCUUGUGUUGGACUACAUUUCCACCACCCGCUUCCUCCGCCGUUGGUUUAUGCCAAUCGCGCAGCAUUAUUUCAUGCCUGAUCAGCGACCUAUUUUUGGCUUUAUCUUUCGAUUAUCGGAUUUUAAGCUUUUGGUGUUACCGGCGUUUCCAUGUUUUUUGACAACCCUAUGAGCAUUUUUUUGGUUGAUGGGUUUACUACUUGGAUUUUUUUUUUUUUUUGAUGGAGAAUUAGCGGUGCAACUAUUUUAUUUUCCAUCCAACCUUUUCAGUAUCUUCAUUUCUUCUUGCUCUCCAUGGAGCUCAUAAGCACUUGGAUGUGUGUGUACUUGUUGGAGUAUCUGAGACCCGAUGGGGUCACUAUCGAAGAUAUCUAUCUGAUCAUGAUCAUAUCUUUGCUUGUCUGCUAGAUGUGUAAGCAAAAUUUAUAUUGUACAGUACUUGUGUACAAUACAUCUAUACUUUCUUUGUCCUAAUUGUUGUUUUCCUAUACUCAUCAACCACACUGUCUGUUCUCUUGAUGUAACAGUAUUAAAAUUUCAUUAAGAUCAGAGUGAAUACAUGAGUCAGAGGAUGACCUAAGAAGAAGCUGUGUUAAUUGCAAUGAACAUGAUUGCUUCUAAGUGAGAAUCUCAGAGUGGCCACAUCUUAUAACUUCCAUGCAGAGAAAGAUAUCUUCUCUUCCUUUUCUACUUGUUCUCUUCUUCAUAACAGCUUGGUAUUUUAUUUUCUUUUGCUCAUUCAGAUUGGAAAGUGAACAUAUUUCAG